This is a messenger RNA of Wasmannia auropunctata (little fire ant), 780 nucleotides long. Its product is annotated as transcription initiation factor IIB-like. The transcript has 2 exons. Gene Ontology annotation, cellular component: transcription preinitiation complex; nucleus. Lineage: Eukaryota; Metazoa; Arthropoda; Insecta; Hymenoptera; Formicidae. The record is from RefSeq and is a predicted model, not a curated record. Gene Ontology annotation, biological process: transcription initiation at RNA polymerase II promoter; transcription preinitiation complex assembly. The annotation marks the transcript as partial. Gene Ontology annotation, molecular function: TBP-class protein binding; RNA polymerase II general transcription initiation factor activity.
CAGCUCGAUUGGCUGACGUCUAAGGAUUUUGGAAUUAAGAUCAAAGCAUAAACCAGACCUAAGGCUAGCUGGAAUAAGUUUGACACUCAUGCGUUCCUUAUGUCUUACAGAGUGAUAGAUGUAGGUUCAGAAUGGAGGACGUUUAGCAAUGAAAAGUCAGGAGUGGACCCAUCACGUGUUGGUGGCCCGGAGAAUCCACUUCUCAACGGCGCGGACUUGUCCACGAUGAUUGGACCAGGCACGGGUGCCGCGUCAUUCGAUGGCUUCGGUACCGCCAAGUAUCAAAAUCGGCGUACAAUGAGCAGUUCCGACAGAGCUUUACUCAAUGCGUUUCGCGAGAUCAACGGUAUGGCAGAUCGUAUCAAUUUACCGAAGACCAUCGUGGACAGAGCCAACACCCUGUUCAAGCAAGUGCACGACGGCAAGAAUCUGAAGGGUCGCGCGAACGACGCAAUUGCCUCCGCGUGCUUAUACAUCGCCUGUCGGCAGGAGGGAGUGCCGCGUACAUUCAAAGAGAUCUGUGCGGUCAGCAAGAUAAGCAAGAAGGAGAUUGGUCGGUGCUUCAAGUUGAUUCUCAAAGCUCUCGAGACCAGCGUGGAUCUCAUCACUACCGGCGACUUCAUGUCCCGAUUUUGCUCCAAUCUCGGCCUUCCCAAUAUGGUACAAAGAGCUGCUACGCAUAUCGCUAGGAAAGCGGUGGAGAUUGAUAUAGUACCUGGAAGAUCGCCCAUCUCUGUCGCCGCUGCGGCAAUUUACAUGGCAUCACAGGUACGCCAAACU